UGAGAAUCCCCAAGGGUAUAUAUCUUUGAAUAUAAGUUUUUCUUUUAGGACAAUCUUAUUAUUCUACAUUCUGCAUGUGCCCAUUAAAACAACUUUGUGGCCAGUCCAUUUGUUACUCAACACUUAUAUAUUGAAUAUGUAUUACCAAAUGAGUUGAAGUCCCUCUUAAUCUCUAUCUAAUCUUUAUCUAGGAUACUUGAUUGUCUAACUUUUCCUGUCACCUUAUGCAAAUAUAAAGAUUAUUUUGCCCUUCAAGUUCUGAUCAAACAGUAGUGAAAAUCAUGAGAUUCAGAAAUCUUCAUCUCAAGAUCAAGGCAUUUAGGUUGAAAAGGUUUUUACUAAGGGUUAUAGGCAGAAAGAGAAAGCUCAUGCCUGCAAAGAAACCUUCAUGGAUGGUACCAAUAACACAUGGUUAUCAAGUGGUGGAACAUCAUAUGAUCAUAGAUGGUUUUGAUUACUCUGACUUUGAUUCAGUUGUGGUACAAAGAGAGCAAAUGGAUCAAACAGAAUUGUGGUAUUUUGGAAUCUUUGAUCCAUUAAUUGGAGACAAGGUCACCAAGUACAUGCAGUCUCAUUUCUUUGCAAAGAAGCUUCAAGAGGCUCACAUAUGGAGAAAAAGCAAAGAAACGAUGAAGAGAGCUUAUCUUGGUGUAAGGGCAAAGAUGAGAGAAGAACAUAGAUAUGAAGAGAUGUGUAUAAUGGGUUCAGCAUCUGCUAUGGUAAUCAAUGGAGAAAAGCUUGUAAUAGCUAAUAUAGGAGAUUACAGAGCUGUUGUGUGUAGAGAUGGCAUAGCUCAUCAGUUAACUGACACAUACCAACAAUCAGCCAAAAGACAUUGGUCUCGCAGAAUAUUUUCAGGAAAUGCAGUAGCUGCAAGGCAUUUUAGCAGCUCAGAUUUUGUCAUUAGAAGUGAAAGUAUUGAUUCUGAUACUGAAUUUUUGAUAUUAGCAAGCAAUGGCAUAUGGGAGGUGAUGAAGAACCAAGAGGCAGUGAAUCUAAUAAGUCACAUAGAGGAUCCACAAGAAGCAGCUGAAUGCUUGGCAAAUGAAGCAUUAAAUAGGAUGAGCAAAGGCAACAUCUCAUGCUUAAUCAUUCGCUUUGACUCCUGACGCCUCACCUUAUUCAGUCUUGAAUUCCUGAUCAGAGUCAAAACUUUGUAUCCCAAAUUGUUCCUUAAUUACAUCAUUGACCCUUUAUUACAUUAUUACUAUUGAUCAUAGUAAGGCUAAUUGUUAGCAUGAUUCAGAUUAUUACACAUUCAACUGACUUCAACAAUUUUAGAACAGAAAAAAUAGCUAUAAUGGAAUAUUUUGAAAUAUCAUGCACAUUUCAAUUUUUUUUAGUACAACAA
This is a messenger RNA of Cicer arietinum (chickpea), 1351 nucleotides long. Its product is annotated as putative protein phosphatase 2C-like protein 44. The record is from RefSeq and is a predicted model, not a curated record. NCBI's taxonomy places the organism in Eukaryota, Viridiplantae, Streptophyta, Magnoliopsida, Fabales, Fabaceae. Gene Ontology annotation, biological process: protein dephosphorylation. Gene Ontology annotation, molecular function: protein serine/threonine phosphatase activity.